CAGACAUUCGCUUUAAUAUGCAGUCUAGUGGAAAAUCUUCUCCUAGGAAGGAAGAAAAGAGCUCGAAUAUAUUUUCCCCACAAAAGAACAUGAAAAUCUGCUCGAAAGGUCUAUCUAGCUUCAAGAUGGGCAGACUACUUGGAAAAGGAGGAUAUGCUAAGUGAUACGAAGUAAUAGACCUCACCACUAAAAAGUUAUAUGCCAUCAAAAUUGUGAACAAGUCUAAACUGGUGGAGGAAGAGAGCAAAAGGAAGCUUGAAACUGAAAUAAAAUUGCAUAAAUAUGUAUCUUCUUCUAUUGAAGACUCAGAUGAUAAGGUAUCUAACAUUACAAAGUUGUACCAGUACUUCGAAGAUGCCAAGAACGUGUACAUCCUUCUUGAGCUCUGCGAGAAUCUGAGCUUGGAUAUGUUGGUGAAAAGAAGAAUUAGACUCAGAGAAGUGGAAGUCAGAUGAUAUCUAGCACAAAUUAUUAAUGGCCUUAAGCAACUCAAGAGGCUCAAUGUUAUUCAUAGAGACCUGAAAUUAGGAAACCUGUUUUUAACUAACAAAAUGGAAGUUAAAAUAGGAGACUUUGGAUUAGCCGUUCAACUUAAAAAUCCAACUGCCAAGAGAAAAUCAGUUUGUGGAACUCCAAAUUACAUUGCUCCUGAAGUCUUAGAUGAAGAGAGAGGACACUCAUUUGAGGUUGAUAUUUGGGCAUGUGGAGUAAUUAUUUAUACUCUUUUGGUUGGAAGGCCUCCUUUUGAGACAAGAGAUCUUCAUGAAACUUACAAGAAAAUUCAAAGAGCUUCUUAUUCUUUUCCAAAGCAUGUAAAGAUAAGUGAUAAUGCUAAGGAUUUAAUAUCAAAAUGUCUUCAAAUCGAUCCUCAAAAGCGAAUAAAGCUAGAUAAAAUGAUUUCCCACUCAUUCUUCCUAGAAGGUUUCCCUGAGCUGUGUCCUGUUACCACACUAACAAUUCCUCCUUCAAUUUCAUACAGUGAGGCUUUCAAGCCAAAAUCCUCAUCUCCAAGAAAAACUCUUUUAAAGACUUCUGCUUUUUACAGAAAUUCUUAUCAGCCAAAGCCUGCUAAGCAAGCAUUGGCUCGCUCUAUGAAAGCUACUACUCAUCGAAACCUUCCCCAGAGAGUUGGCCUUUAAAA
Molecule: messenger RNA, 1141 nt
Organism: Moneuplotes crassus
Lineage: Eukaryota; Ciliophora; Spirotrichea; Euplotida; Euplotidae
Source: the annotation of a GenBank genome assembly